UGGUGAUGCCAUGUGACCGGCUACCUUAAGGAAAAUAAUUUAUGGUAAAAUGUACGCAGAAUAGGGAAAGAGGAAAGAGGUUGCAGACGAAAGCAAAUUUUAUUAUAUUGAGGCUAUUGUUUUCGAAGAUUUCCCUAUGCUGCAUAGUGCUCCACAAAUUUUUUGUCUUUGUGAUGUGAUGCAGUUUAGAAAAGGCUUGGGCCUAAACUAAUUUCAUUUCCAACCAAAAAAAGAGAGGAUACCCAUCCCAUGCACAGGAUGCAAGCUGGCUAUCAAGAACCAGACCUGCAGCUUAGUUGGUUAGCAGAUAGUUCUAACAAUGCAGGAGAUGUGGGGUCAGCUGAAAAUUGUUCUCUGUCAUCACCAAGACAGGCCCAUGAUGAUCAAUUCAGUUCUGUGUGCCGGUCUGGUGAUGCUGUUUAUACAUCUGUCACGUGUAAUACAUCUGCAUCUGAUAGAACUACAGGAAGCAUAUUUAGUGGUACAGGCAGUUCUCUCGAGCCUGGUAAAGGAGACAUGAGCCGUUUGGUAGAUGCUAUAGCGAACUUAGAUAUUUGUGAAGAUAAAAUUGACAGUGGAAAAUAUGAUUUGUCUGGGUCAAAAGAGGAGCAUGAGCACCAUGAACAGGGCUCUCCAUGGCCGCAUCAUAAUGAAGAUAUUAAAGCCCAGUGCAGUAGGAAGGAUUUGGUGUCUAAACCCACUGACAGUGGACCAGAAGAAAAAGAGGUAUACCCAGAAAUGAAGCAUGAUAGUGCAUAUAGGUCACAGCUUCAUACUGUGCCAGUAGGAAACAGUUCGUGCAGUCCUGAUUUGCAUAUUUCAGUGGGUAGCAAUUCUGUAAUAAAUUGUUCUGUUAGUCAGUCAUCUUAUGUACAUGCAAGAGGCAUUUCUGAACCAACAUUAUGCAAGACAUGUGGCAUAGAUGCAGUUGGUUUAUUGACAUGUAAUUGCGCUCGGGAUGCAACAGCAGCAAUUUCAGGGGGAAGCAGAAACGAAGCUGAGGCUGUGCAUAGAAUUGCCACAGAGGAAGGCAAAAUGAAUUACGUGACACUGCCUAAUGAAAUAUUGGUGGGUGCUCUUGUCACUAAGAAGCCUGAAACAAUAAAAAUGGUUGUUGACUCUGGAAAGGCCAACACUGAACUUUGCAGUAUUGAAAGCGUCAGUGUAACACAGACAUAUACGCCAGAAAUCUCAUUUAUAAGAGAAAAUGAAGUAAAUGUAACCUCAUCAUUGGAUUCAUGUGUCAGCUAUUCACAGACUGUGUCAAGACCUCUAAGUGAUUUGAGUGAGGAUGCGUCUGCAAGUGCAUCAGAGCCAAACUUACCUUCACUGUCUAUUGGCACCCAUGCAUUAGCGCCAAAUGUACAAACUUUUGGGGUGCUUGAGCCUUUUCUGAAUCAGAACUUGGUGCUGUCAUGCCCAACAACAGGAGCUUUUAGUCACAACACGAGCACACAAAAAAUCGUUCCUUCAUCUUUAUCUUUUCUGGCCUCAGAGCCAGCUUGGGUUCACCCACAGCUGACCUCUUCUUGCAGUAAAAUUCAGAAUUCUGGUGCAGUUCCCAAAUAUGUUACAUGUUCUACAAAUAUGAAUAACACUUUCCAAGAUUUUGCUGGCAACAGAAAAUACAGUUUUGGUGUUCCGCUCAGAAGCAAACAAACUGUUGCAGCUGGUAUAAGCAAUGUGUUUUCAUGGCCUUUAGCUUCGGAAUCCUCCUUUUUUCAAGACAUGCCUCCAAAAUGUUCUGCUUCAUCUGAUCCAUGUAUUUGGAAAAACACUAAUAAAUCAUCUGUUACAGUGUUAGAUAGUUCCUCAAGAGAAUCGUCAGUUUUUACAGGUUUUAAAUUUUGUACUCUGGGCUCACCAAUCUCAUCAUCAAGUAUUUCCAAACUGUCGGAUGGCAGCUUUCAACAUGGUAGAACCACUUCUUUUUUAGACUCUGGGGAAAUCUUCAAAUGUGGAGCACCUUGUACUGAAUCAGUCAUGGCAGCUGCAGGUACAGUGGGAAAUACAUAUUUCAGACAUGAUUUUACAGCAGAAGUAAACACGUGUUCCAACACAGUAAGCACAUCAGGACAGAACACAGGAUGUAGCAUCUCAGCAGAAUCAUCAGGCGUGUCUGCUUCAGCAUUUGUCAGUUUUGGAAAACUGAGUCCUCCUGCCUUAACCAAAAUUUCAUUAAGUGUGCCUAAUACAUCAGCUGUUAGCGUGGGUCAGUUUGGUAAGCCGACAUCAUUGUCGUUAACAGGAAGUGGAACUGAAUUUGAAAGAUCUACCCCCUACAAAUCAAAACUAGGAUUUGAAUCUUAUUCUUGGUCUCCAAAAUUUGAGCCUCUGAAAGAAACAUCACUUACAAAAACUGCAUUUGCUGAUGUGUUCCCCGGGGACAGGACUGGUGACCUAAAGUCACCAAGAAAAGCAAGUGGCAGUUCAGCACCUACUUCUCGUAGCAGCUUGUUUCCACCUGGAUCUACUGAGAUGAAGCAAAGUGAUGGCAUGAAGGCUUUUGAUUACGUUUCUAACUUCAAAAAUAUCCCAUCUUGCUCACCAAAUAAUUUUAAUACCAAUCUAAUUAGUAAUGGAUUCAAUUUUGGAAUUCCAUCAGCAGCACCUUCACACAGUGCGUUGUUCAGCUUCACAGGUUCAAUAGAAAAGUUAGGACGCAGCUCAGAGUUGAAUCUUCAAAAAAGAUCAAGACGCCCUCGGAGAUUGCAAUGCAAGGACAGCAGGUCCAUGAAGAUUAGCAAAACAGUGCAAACUACGGACUGCUUACUGGAAGAGGAGAAUUAUUUGGCUGAUAUCUGGAAGAUCCUUGAAUGUCCAGUAUGUCUAGAAAUCGUCACAUCACCUGUCUUGCAAUGUGAAAGAGGUCAUCAUGUGUGUGACAACUGCUGGAAACGAGUUAGUUUAUGCCCGUUGUGUAAGCAGCGUAGAUCAAGAACGCGCAACUACCCGGUAGAGGCGAUGGUGGAGAGAAUCCCAUUGCCAUGUAAAUAUCGCGUGAAUGGGUGCAGCAAGAUGAUGUGCCAGAGGGACAAGGCUGCACAUGAGAAUACAUGCCGCUUUCGCACGUACAUCUGUUUGGUAGACAAUUGUAAUGAAGCUCACACUUUGAAUGGCAUGCGAUUUCACUUGAUGGCCUCUCACAGUCAUGUGAUAACUGAGAAUGAUUCCUGCAUCUGUAAGGGGCAGAAAUUCUCUCACACCAUGAGUAAAUCUUCCUUUCAGUCACUUGUCCAUGCUUUUGACAUUCGUGAUUGGGGCCUCUUCUUCCUGUGCCAUAGAACAUCUGGAGAAAAGACUUGGCUCGGGAUGCAGAUGGUCUCUUUGGACCCUACCAAUACUGACUUCCUGUACAGCAUUGAAGUGGCAAAUGAAGAAAAGUUGCGCAGUGUGACCUAUAAGGGCCCUGUUGUUCCGUUGCACACAGUUAUCAACAGACAGCAGGAAGAUUGCUUGGUACUCACCAACCAGCUGCUUGAUGCUUUAAAAACGAAUAAUGAAUUGUGUAUUAAAGUGUUGAUUUGGAAGGACUAAUUCUGCAUAGCAGAAAUGUUAAACUGUACUGCCACCAUGAAGCCUUAAAUGUUGCCACAGAAUGAUAUAGUAUUGCCAGAUAAUGAUACGAUGGUGUUCAGAGCUCUUAAAUUUAGUUCCUAUGUUACUGAUUUAUAUAUCAUUGAAGAUGUAUGAGGUUCUGGGGCCAGAUUUUUGUGUGUAAUGAUAUGUGAUACAUUAAAAAGGUUUAUUAGUUUUGCUUGCAAUAUAUACAUACCUACAGCAAUGUUCCAGUAACAGUUAAUUUAAAAUUACCUUCAGUUUGAACAGUCUGUAAUGUUCGCCUGUGAUUGAAGCAAGAAGGCAGAGACAAAGAAGUCCAGUGAGACUGGAGCCGCACAUUUGUCUGAGAUUUUUUGGAGUAUUAUUAGUCAAGAUUUGUAUACUUUUUGCUGCCUUGGAGUACAGCAAUAUGAAAGAGAUUUAACUGCACCAUACAAGAUAAAUUGAACAAACAGCAGAACAGCAUUACUAUGAAAAUACAUACAGCAUAUACUGAGGCCACAGAAAGCAGUCCCAUGAAUGGUGGGGCUGACAGUGCCUCCAUGCCCAUUGUUGUGUUCCCCUCUCCUCUGUGGCCUAUUUCAGCAAGCCCAAAACAUUGUCAGUAGUAAAGGUUACAACUGCCAGUAUUCAUGUGAACAGAAUGCGUACAUGGCUGGAGGGGAGUAUAGGGAAGUUUGCUGGAGGAAGAAGUGUUAAAGAGGGAUGACCUCAACAUGUGACAUGAUCACUUUCAGGAGGAAGGAGCACAGUUGUAUGAGGGUAAGCUCUUUCAUCCCCCAGACUCUUUUAAGUAUGUUCACAAUGUUUUGCAGUCAGUGCUAGGUUUAACCACACAGACAUGUGCUAAUGUGACAGGUUUUUACAAAAUGGAGAUAUCUGUGUACUGCUACCUGUAUUAAAUAUAUCACAGUAUUUCUUCAGUUUA
Molecule: messenger RNA, 4489 nt
Organism: Cryptotermes secundus
Lineage: Eukaryota; Metazoa; Arthropoda; Insecta; Blattodea; Kalotermitidae
Exons: 6
Coding region: 250-3537 (1095 amino acids)
Biological process (GO): proteasome-mediated ubiquitin-dependent protein catabolic process; multicellular organism development
Cellular component (GO): cytoplasm
Molecular function (GO): zinc ion binding; ubiquitin protein ligase activity; ubiquitin conjugating enzyme binding
Source: RefSeq, a predicted model, not a curated record